AUGAUCCUCCUCUUCCUCCUCGUCAUCACCGUCUUCGCCCUCAGGCUCAUACUCACUUCCCGACUCCAUCUCUUCAUCCUCACCCUCCAAUAUAUCCUCAUCCUCUUCGCCCCCAGACGCACCCUCCAUCAAAUCUUCAUCCACCUCUUCCUCUUCCCCACCGCCAACAUACUCCCAACUAACCUCGAACCCACUCGCGCGAUGCAUCUCAAUCGCAAACUCCCCUGA
This is a messenger RNA of Parastagonospora nodorum SN15, 228 nucleotides long. RefSeq lists its product as hypothetical. The record is from RefSeq and is a predicted model, not a curated record. The transcript has a single exon. Bases 1 to 228 code for a protein of 75 amino acids. Lineage: Eukaryota; Fungi; Ascomycota; Dothideomycetes; Pleosporales; Phaeosphaeriaceae.